This is a messenger RNA of Mandrillus leucophaeus (drill), 1845 nucleotides long. RefSeq names its product HCK proto-oncogene, Src family tyrosine kinase (gene HCK). Gene Ontology annotation, biological process: innate immune response; cell surface receptor protein tyrosine kinase signaling pathway; protein phosphorylation. Gene Ontology annotation, cellular component: extrinsic component of cytoplasmic side of plasma membrane. Gene Ontology annotation, molecular function: ATP binding; non-membrane spanning protein tyrosine kinase activity; signaling receptor binding. The record is from RefSeq and is a predicted model, not a curated record. The coding region runs from base 5 to 1519 and encodes 504 amino acids. NCBI's taxonomy places the organism in Eukaryota, Metazoa, Chordata, Mammalia, Primates, Cercopithecidae. The transcript is spliced from 12 exons.
CAGGAUGGGGUGCAUGAAGUCCAAGUUCCUCCAGGCCGGAGGCAAUACAUUCUCAAAAACUGAAACCAGCGCCAACCCACACUGCCCUGUGUAUGUGCCGGAUCCCACAUCCACCAUCAAGCCGGGGCCUAAUAGCAACAACAGGAACACACCAGGAACUGGGGAGGGCUCUGAGGACAUCAUCGUGGUUGCCCUGUAUGAUUAUGAGGCCAUUCACCACGAAGACCUCAGCUUCCAGAAGGGGGACCAGAUGGUCGUCCUAGAGGAAUCUGGGGAGUGGUGGAAGGCUCGAUCCCUGGCCACCCGGAAGGAGGGCUACAUCCCAAGCAAUUAUGUCGCCCGCGUUGACUCUCUGGAGACAGAGGAGUGGUUCUUCAAGGGCAUCAGCCGGAAGGACGCAGAGCGCCAACUCCUGGCUCCCGGCAACAUGCUGGGCUCCUUCAUGAUCCGGGAUAGCGAGACCACUAAAGGAAGCUACUCUUUGUCCGUGCGAGACUACGACCCUCGGCAGGGAGAUACUGUGAAACAUUACAAAAUCCGGACCCUGGACAACGGGGGCUUCUACAUAUCCCCCCGAAGCACCUUCAGCACCCUGCAGGAGCUGGUGGACCACUACAAGAAGGGGAGCGAUGGGCUCUGCCAGAAACUGUCGGUGCCCUGCAUGUCUUCCAAGCCCCAGAAGCCUUGGGAGAAAGAUGCCUGGGAGAUCCCUCGGGAAUCCCUCAAGCUGGAGAAGAAACUUGGAGCUGGGCAGUUUGGGGAAGUCUGGAUGGCCACCUACAACAAGCACACCAAGGUGGCAGUGAAGACAAUGAAGCCAGGGAGCAUGUCGGUGGAGGCCUUCCUGGCAGAGGCCAACCUGAUGAAAACUCUACAGCAUGACAAGCUAGUCAAACUUCAUGCAGUGGUCACCAAGGAGCCCAUCUACAUCAUCACGGAGUUCAUGGCCAAAGGAAGCCUGCUGGACUUUCUGAAAAGUGAUGAGGGCAGCAAGCAGCCCUUGCCAAAACUCAUUGAUUUCUCAGCCCAGAUUGCAGAAGGCAUGGCCUUCAUCGAGCAGAGGAACUACAUCCACCGAGACCUCCGAGCCGCCAACAUCUUGGUCUCUGCAUCCUUGGUGUGUAAGAUUGCUGACUUUGGCCUGGCCCGGAUCAUUGAGGACAAUGAGUACACAGCUCGGGAAGGGGCCAAGUUCCCCAUCAAGUGGACAGCUCCUGAAGCCAUCAACUUUGGCUCCUUCACCAUCAAGUCAGACGUCUGGUCCUUUGGUAUCCUGCUGAUGGAGAUCAUCACCUACGGCCGCAUCCCUUACCCAGGGAUGUCAAACCCCGAAGUGAUCCGAGCUCUGGAGCGUGGAUACCGGAUGCCUCGCCCGGAGAACUGCCCAGAGGAGCUUUACAACAUCAUGAUGCGCUGCUGGAAGAACCGUCCGGAGGAGCGGCCGACCUUCGAAUACAUCCAGAGUGUGCUAGAUGACUUCUACACGGCCACAGAGAGCCAGUACCAACAGCAGCCAUGAUGGGUAGGGCCAGGGGGUGCCCAGGUGGUGGCUGCAAGGUGGCUCCAGCACCAUCCACCAGGGCCCACGCCCCCUCCCUACUUCCAGACACCCACCCUCGCUUCAGCCACAGUUUCCUCAUCUGUCCAGUGAGUGGGUUGAACUGGAAAAUCUCUUUUUGACUCUCGCAAUCCACAAUCUGACAUUCUCAGGAAGCCCCCAAGUUGAUAUUUCUAUUUCCUGGAAUGGUUGGAUUUUAGUUACAGCUGUGAUUUGGAAGGGAAACUUUCAAAAUAGUGAAAUGAAUAUUUAAAUAAAAGAUAUAAAUGCCAAAGUCUUUACCAAAA